GAUGCCCCCAAAAAGGAACACAUCAAUGUGGUGUUCAUUGGACAUGUAGAUGCUGGCAAGUCGACCAUUGGAGGACAAAUCAUGUAUCUGACUGGCAUGGUAGACAAGAGGACCUUAGAGAAAUAUGAAAGAGAAGCCAAGGAAAAGAACCGGGAAACCUGGUACCUGUCUUGGGCUUUGGACACCAACCAGGAGGAGAGGGACAAAGGCAAGACGGUGGAGGUUGGCCGAGCAUACUUUGAGACAGACAAGAAGCACUUUACCAUCUUAGAUGCUCCAGGUCACAAGAGCUUUGUGCCCAAUAUGAUCGGAGGCGCAUCACAAGCAGACCUGGCUGUGCUGGUGAUAUCUGCCAGGAAAGGUGAAUUUGAAACCGGCUUUGAGAAAGGUGGACAGACACGGGAGCAUGCCAUGUUGGCCAAAACAGCCGGAGUCAAGCACCUGAUAGUUCUGGUGAAUAAAAUGGAUGAUCCUACUGUCAACUGGAGCCUGGAAAGGUACGAAGAGUGUAAGGAGAAACUGGUGCCAUUUUUAAAGAAAGUGGGCUUCAAUCCAAAGAAAGAUGUCCACUUCAUGCCGUGCUCCGGGCUGACAGGAGCCAACCUGAAGGAGCCCGCCAACAUGUGCUCGUGGUACAUAGGUCUACCUUUUAUUCCACACUUGGACAGUUUGCCAAAUUUUAACAGAUCAAGUGACGGUCCUGUAAGAUUGCCGAUCGUAGACAAAUACAAGGACAUGGGCACUGUGAUUCUGGGCAAACUGGAGUCUGGCUCCAUCAGUAAAGCACAGCAGCUGGUCAUGAUGCCAAACAGGCAUGUGGUGGAAGUGUUGAGUCUGCUCUCUGAUGACGUGGAGACGGACGACGCAGAGCCAGGUGAAAAUCUCAAGCUGCGACUGAAAGGCAUAGAGGAGGAGGAGAUCCUCCCGGGCUUCAUUCUGUGCAAUGCUGAGAACCUGUGCCACUCAGGGCGCACGUUUGACGCGCAGAUUGUCAUCAUUGAACACAAAUCCAUCAUCUGUCCAGGUUACAAUGCAGUCCUUCACAUUCACACCUGCAUUGAAGAAGUGCAAAUUACGGCCUUAAUCUGUCUGGUAGACAAGAAGACAGGAGAGAAGAGCAAGACACGACCACGGUUUGUGAAACAGGACCAGGUGUGCAUCGCCCGUCUGCGCACAGCAGGGACCAUCUGCCUCGAGACAUUUAAAGACUUCCCUCAGAUGGGACGGUUCACCUUACGGGAUGAAGGGAAGACCAUCGCGAUCGGAAAAGUGCUGAAGCUGGUGGCUGAGCGGGACUGAAGAUUGACGGCGAGUCUAAGAGUCUGAGUGAGGAGGAGCAGGCGGAGCUUGGUCUUAACCCGCCCACACUGUUAUCAGUGGUGACAGCGCCUCCCUGCACGCCCCCUUUCUGCGUGCUGAAGAUCAGCUUUGAAAAAGAAACUCAUGUGAAAAAGAAACAUGUUUUUAAGCAAAUGACAAACCAAGAUGAUGUCCACACGAGUCGGCUUUCUCAUAUUGAGAGCUCAGCUAUGCCAUUCUGGGUUAGCCCUCCCUCCACCUCCCCCACCUCCUUACUCUGGUCUGCUUAUCAUACAUGAUUUUUUUUUUUCCCCUCCACUUUUUUUCUUUCCAUAAAUGACAAAUGGCAGAAUUUAUAUCUGAAAACAGAUGUGGACCAGGAUUCUGCUCGGAGUGUAAAAUGAUUUUCACAGUAACUUGCAAAGGAAAUUGAAAGAACUAAACAGUUGAAACCAAAUGUUGAUCUUGGGUGUACAUGUUUCCCUCUGCUUUUACCCAGUUUUUGGUUUCUCAUGUGGCGUUCUGGCAGUGUGCUUGAGCGUGUUCAAAUGUUAUCAAAGCAAACAAGUAUGACAAUAAAACCAUAAAUUGGGGAAAACUAA
Molecule: messenger RNA, 1901 nt
Organism: Haplochromis burtoni (Burton's mouthbrooder)
Lineage: Eukaryota; Metazoa; Chordata; Actinopteri; Cichliformes; Cichlidae
Gene: gspt1l
Product: G1 to S phase transition 1, like
Biological process (GO): translation
Cellular component (GO): translation release factor complex
Molecular function (GO): GTP binding; GTPase activity; translation release factor activity
Source: RefSeq, a predicted model, not a curated record